This is a messenger RNA of Xyrauchen texanus (razorback sucker), 7837 nucleotides long. RefSeq names its product myc-associated zinc finger protein-like. Lineage: Eukaryota; Metazoa; Chordata; Actinopteri; Cypriniformes; Catostomidae. The record is from RefSeq and is a predicted model, not a curated record. The transcript has 7 exons. The coding region runs from base 748 to 2136 and encodes 462 amino acids. Gene Ontology annotation, cellular component: nucleus.
CAUAGCGGAGCGAGGGAAAACUAAGGAGAGGAGGGGGUAGAAGAAAGAGGAAUUAUAAAAGAAAAGGAAGAAAGAGACAGGGAGGGAGGGAGAGAGAGCGAGUGCGUGAUAAAAAAAGAAAGAUGACAUCCUGUGAAUUGAAGCGCCGAGGUGGAGUGGCGGGCUGUGGCCGGGCUCGAGUGUUAUUCGCCGGGGUCAGAGCUUGAAUCCAACAGCGAGGCUUCGACAAACACCCGAUUGGCCUGUCGGGGGGAAUCGAAGAAGAAGAAAAAAAACACAGAUUUAUGCCUAGCAAGAUUUAAGUUUGACUUAUUCAAAUACGUCAAACGCAUUACGUGUAACCGUCUUUUAACGUCUAAAUGCAACAACUCAUUUUUAUAAUGCAUGAUGUAAGAUUGUAGACAUAGAAAUAACAUUAUUGAUUUCGUGUGCAGAUAUAGAUUUUUUAAGUCAUGCAAAAUAUUAAAUACUAGGUUUUUGUUGUUGUUGUUGUUGUUGUUGUUGUUGUUAUGGCUCGUUGAUAAGGGUUCAAAUUGGAUUGAAGUGGAUACUUAAUUGUGUGCAUUAUUGCCUGGUAAUCUGGGCCAGUGAUUAAAUAAACAGGAAGAGAUUUUAAACAUGUUAUCAAGGAGAACAGUUUAAAACACGUUCAGUAUUUGCAAACUAUAGACGAUUGUAAGGAUGUCAACGGUGCGCUAUUAAUCUUGAUUGUGUGGUUGAUUAUAACAUUCAUCGCUUUGGAACAAAAUGGAUGCCGCGUGGAGCAAUUUUCUCUUUCAGACCACACCUUCUCAGACCCAAGUGGAGGGUUCCCUCCAAUCAGAACUUCUGUCUGUCCACACGACCUCUCCUCAAACCCCACCCACCGAGCACAUAGAUCUGCCCCCAUCGACAGUGGACACUGCUGCUCUCAAUGAGGACCCAGUACCUGUAAAGCCAGUGUCCAGGCCGACCCGUGCAGCUCAUAUCUGCUCUAUAUGCAGCAAGCAGUUUAAGAACAGCUACAACCUACGGCGUCACCAGUCUGUCCACACUGGUAUCCGCAUGAAGGGAGGCUCCCAGAGCAGAGAGGCUGUGGCCAAAGAGAGUUCAGAAAGACACUCUAUCCCCCUCUCUCUCCUCCAGCUCUCCAUACCCCAGCAGCAGCCCCAAACGCUGCCUCCUGCUGCCAUGCUGCCCCCUCCCCACACACAAGUCCUGCCCACUCAAGAUGGAAAUGAAGUUGCUAUGGAGAGCAUGGCCUCCACUGUGACCGCCCUCCCUCCACCUGCUGCAGUUGUCAUGGCAACAGUGGAGCCUUUACAGAGGCCAGUAAACCAGAAUCCCAACCCUGUUCGAAAAAACCACGCUUGUGAGACCUGUGGGAAAGCCUUCAGGGAUGUGUACCACCUGAACAGACACAGGCUCUCUCACUCGGAUGAGAAGCCAUUCUCCUGCCCAAUCUGCCAGCAGCGCUUCAAGAGGAAAGACCGUAUGAGCCACCACGUCAGAUCCCAUCAGGGAGGAGUGGAGAAACCCUAUGUGUGCACGCACUGUGCUAAAGCUUUCUCACGGCCUGACCACCUAAACAGUCAUGUCAGACAGGUCCAUUCUUCAGAAAGACCCUUCAAAUGUCCGACAUGUGAAUCGAGCUUUGCCACACGGGACCGACUGCGCGCUCACAUGAUCAGACAUGAAGAGAAGGUUCCGUGUCACAUCUGUGGCAAACUGCUGUCUGCUGCUUACAUCACGGAUCACAUGAGGGUGCACAACCAAUCACAGCAUCACUCCUGCCAUCUCUGCAACCGCAGUUUCACCACGCUGACGUACCUGCGCGUUCACGCUCAAAAGCACCAUGGUCAGGAGUGGAAGGAAAGCACAGGAGGGUUUGGCACCACAGGUUCUGGAGGUGUCCUGGUUUGCCAGCUCUGUGGUGUGCACUGCAAGACCCCUACCCAGCUGCAAGGUCACAUGGGUACCCACAAUCUUCCCACGAGUGACCCCAACCCCAUCACUACCACCAGCGAAGCAGUUCCAGGAAGCACGAUCACCCUGUGCAACAUGGUUUCGGCACCGACAGUGUUCGUGAGUGGAAACACAGUUGUGGAUCUGCUUGUGACCGACUGCUCCAGCAUCAUCCCUCAACCUCAAAGCUAGCAGAGCAGGCCUGUAGUGCACACAUGCUAGUAACUAUAUUCGCAAAUACAACACAGCUAAAUAAGUAGCUGUUACCCAUUCACCUGUAUGACUCAAAACGUAUGAUCGUAAACACUAAAGAACCACAAGAAGCCAAUGAGAAUCUGUAAAGAAAAAGGCAUUUUAAGUGGACGUUGCUCACAAUUUUAAUGACAUGAACACACAGAACCACACAUGUAAUGACAACUACAUUAGCAUGAUAUAUUUUGAUAAAACACCUCUCAAUGAUGCACACAAUAAGACCGAUGGGGAGAAUUCAAUGAACAGUUGCGCCACAUUUGUGCUUGGUAUUUCACCACAAAUUCCUGCGUUUUAUUCACUAAACACCCGUAAUCAAGUUUAACCAGGUGCAAAAUGCACUGAAUUGGCACUGCGCUGUAUUCAAAUUGAGUCAAUUUCAUUCUAUGUAGGAAACACAGCUCAUUUCUAUGUAAAUUAGGCUUUAUUAUUUACAAAAUGAAGCUCUAUUUGCGUGCCACCAUUAAUGUUACGUUAGGACCGCCCACUGGAAAGCAGAUAGUAAACUGAAUUUUAUAAAAAGAGAUGUUUGUAAACAUUUUCUAGGAAUAAUGGCAACAGUAAUUCAUCAAAUGAAGAUGAAAUUAGGAGAAGAGCGUUACAACCAGGCGGUUAGUCAAGUGCACUUUUAGCAUUUUAAAGAGCCAAUUCAGGUGUCUGGAUCGCAGUGGUGGAGCGGUGCAGUACAUACCCAAUGUAUGCAAGAUCACGGUAUCUUCCACAACCUAUCGCUCUAAACCAAUCCGCAAAAUUGGGAAUUAUGUCUUGCAAAUUACAUUCAGCACAAAAGUUUUGGAUGUGUUUGAGCCAUUACCUGAUUUGCAUAAUUCCUUUAGCGAAUCGGGUGCUUGAACUACGCAGACAGCGCAUUCAAAUAAACCGAUAUCAACGAGCGCAAUUUGUUAUUAGUGAAUUCCCACCUUAGUUGCUUUACACUUAGUCCUCCCAAAACCAUGUAGUUAUCCAAGUAAUAUGUACAUUUUCUUGUCCAGCUGAGAGGGAAGGAGGACAGUAUUUUGUCUUCCUAAAAUACCUUGGAUUGACAAGAAGGAUCAGGGCAUGAAGGUGGAAAAGGAGAGAAGCAGAGACUUUGAGAGCAGCACUUUUAUUUUAAUACUAUUAUAAAAAUUGCCACGUUGCACUGGAUGGAUGCACUCUUUGUUUUCUUCUUUUCUCCCUUUCACCUUCUCAUUUUUCAUGGCUUCAGGACUCUUUGAUGAUACUGUGAUUGUGUAUUUCUACUGUAUAUCCUCUGCUUGUAAUAUGAUUUCCUGUUUGUUUGCCAGACCUUUCUCUUUCAAGAUAUGUUUUUAUAUGUCAUAAUAUCUGACUCUGGUCAAAAACAAAAAGCAGAAAAAACUAGAGGUUUGAUGAGAGGAAAGUUACAGAGAUAACGUCAUGUUUUGUUAUGAACAGAAACACACAGGCAUAGUUUCUGUUUGUGUGUACCUGUUAGUGUCUGUACAGUACUGGCCAAUUAAUGAAACUCAUGUGUUUGUCACAGUGACUCUGAAUUUGUCGCCAACUAUCCAGACUACCAUUAUUCUAAAAAGAUGUUCAAACUGACUCUAACUUGCCACGAAAAUGUGACUGGAGAAAAUUUUCAAUGAGAGUUGGCAAUUUCUGCCGACAUAAGUGACAGCGACUGCCCAUGACGUGAUAUGGGCAUGUCCAGCAAAACUGAUCGCACUGUGAAUUCGGUGGUAGCAGGUUGAAAGUUUUGCUGCUGAAAUCAGUCUGUGUACUGAAACAAAUAACUGCCCCAGUUGCCUAAGCUGGAAGUGUUGUUGAAUAUAAGGGCAUGUGUGAGCUCCAGUUUCUGAAGAAGGAUAUAGCUACAGGCAUUGCUCGAAAAUGGGGCAGGAGCUCCAAACUGCCAUUAAAGAUAUAGGGAGCUCCUUACUCAACACUCUCCCUAACCUUAAACGUGAGUUAAAGUGACUCCCCCUUUUGGAGUUGCCGCAACCUUUUGAACAUAUUGGAGUAACCCCACCCUCUUUUCGAGAUUCCUCCCCAUUUUUGGAGGUCUCCAGCCUGCAGCUAUACCUACUUGGGUUUCCAGGCGAAAAGUCCACAGAUUGGCACCAAAGGAGAGGUUUUUUUUUUUAGUUGUUUAUGAUGUAAUACUGUCAACAGGAAUGCAUAUAUUUUUUUUUAAACCAUGCUGCCUAACCCCAACCCUAAACUAUAAAUGUAAUUUUAGAGCGACUAAUGCAAUGUUUAUGUGAACGCGAUUGCUUCCUGCUAUCUCGGAGGUUGCUCUCACAAUGCGCUACCAGUAGCACCACAGGGAAAGGUGAUCGCAUUUGAAAUGAUGCAAAAAUGUCUGAUGGGGAAUGCCGCUGUAACAGAAAUUUGGCAGAUUGGGGUUGAUUUAAUUGCGAACAUUCAGAAGCAACAUGUCGAUUUACCGUGUGAUCAUCAAGUGAAAUUUAUGCAAUUGAGCAGCAACGCGUAAGGGAACUAGCAAUAGGAGUCAAGACACUGGAGCUCAUGUGAUCUGUGGGUAGGUUUGUUCCUGCAUUGAUAAUCGUUCAUCUUGCUGCAUAUGAUGCAUUAUGCACAGCUGCGAUAUAUAUACAAACACUUUCUCCAACAGAAUGAGUUUUUAAUAGGAAAAUGUAUGCUUUGUCAAAAGAGAAUGACAUCUUAUUUAAAAAUUCUUUACCAGUUGUGCAGCCCAAAAAUAAUGUUCUAGCGACCAGCAUUGGGAACAUCUAAUAGCGUCCAAUGGAAAAGAUCUGUCUUCUGUCGUUUUUCGAAGAUUGCAAUUGAUUUUGGGUUGGUAUUAGUGACCUUGUACCUUCCUGUGAUGGCACCACAAGUCGUCGCUCGGGGACAAAACUGAAAAAAAGCCGGAUAUGGAAAUCUAAACGAAAAUACUCGUAAAUAUGUUGUUUUAUGUUAAUUUUACAGCAGACUGCUAGCUUCUUUGAAAGGCCUGUCCAAGAAGUUUUACAAUAGCCACUUUAACACAUAGAACUUGUUAAAUUGCCGUUACAUUGCCAGAUUGCCUUUUCUGGUAAAUGUACCACAUCUGCUAUUCCCACAUGCAACGACUUAAUUUAUCUGUUUUACAACCAUUCAUACUUCAGCGUCAAAAUGCUGUUAAACUCUGAUGUCAUUUGCCAGAAAGGACUUUGGUCAUAUGUGUACCUCGUUCAUGAAAGAUGAUAGUUAAUGGAAUCAAUUCCUGUUCCUGCAAGCUGCUGACAAAUUUCAUUAUCCACUCAGAUGAAGAGAAGCUCUUCAGCUUCAUAAUCUUUCCAAUUUAAAAAAAUAAAUAAAAAAAUGUACCCCUGAGUCACUAAUGUUACACGGUGCGGAGUAAUUGUGUCAACUCUGUCAACUUUGUAAUUGGCCCAAAGCAUCAGCGCGUCCUGAUCUAGUACAUGCUCAAACCGUUAAAUCUUAAGGCUUUGAUCACACAUAGCAUCACUUUUUCGAUAAUGUUACAAUCACUCAUUUCGAGAAAUUGCAGGGCUGAUUUACCAUAUAUCCCAAUGGGUCCUGUUCACACAUGACCUCUAAUUGGAAAAAUUGCGUUAAUAACCUGGCAUAUUUCCAGAUGAGCAGUGAAGUUGAGCGAACAUUCAACAUGUUUAAUAGAUGAUUUGUGUAUCUGGAUCACCGUAGCUUGGUUUCAAUCCAACAAUUUUUUGGCGCAUUUUGAAAUGGCGCAUGAGAAUUCCUGAAUGGAAAUGCUUGACAAGCGAAUAAACUCAAAAUUCACUUAAUUUAUUGUUCUUGGAGGUGGUGGAUUUUCUGGAGUUUUGCAUUAUUUAAAAUGUGCAUUUAGGAGAGAGAAACAGUUUAUCCACAAAAAGAUGUGUUUUAACCAUUGUCAUUGAUUUGACCGGCCUAACGAAAGGUCAGACUUUGGCGUACAAUGCUUCGAACAUUGCCCUUAACAUUCUGAAGUGUUUAAUCCACAGCUGGUUGUUAAAGUGGGUCCUUAUAAUCUGCCAGAACGGUUUUGAACACGGGUGCUUCCAAGUAUUCGGAGGCUGGUAGCGUGUGGGCAUCACAGCCAUUUCAGCCUUCAUUAUAAAUCAGAUAACACUGUUAUUCUGCAGAAUCUCCUGGCAGCAUUUAAUAAAACAUUUUACAAUUGCUCCAAUCCUGCAAAUAAAACUCAUAAAGGUCAUUCAGCUGCUUCAUCAUGACAAAGCAGCUCACUCAAGUUAAUGCGCAUGACUUAGGAAUACAUGCAACGAUUUGUAUUUUCUUUUGUCACAUUUUUUGAAAUUGCUCUUAAAUGUUAUUUAUUCUUAGUGAAUUCCACCCUUUGCCUUUUUGCUGGACUUUGAGUGAAAGAUCUGUGAUUUUUACCAUUCAUCAAUAACAUUGAUUUAGGUGUUGAACAGAAGUUGAAUGGACUUUUGUUGCAUUUUAAACAAACCACCAGUUGACAUAUUUAUAAUUUGGCCAUGACUGUACUGUGGGAGAUUGGUAGGUGUUUAGUGAAUGAAAAUGUACAUGUUUUUCUUCCUCUCUGAUUCUCUCUGAUUUUUCUGAUGUCUAAUCUGUUUCCGUCCAGAGGAGAACAUGAUUGAAAAAUGAGAAUCCUCUGCCUGACUUUUCCUGAGAAACAGAUGUUGAGUGCUGAACUAAGAUAUUCAAAAAGAGGUAUAUUUAGAUCAAAUGUUUAAAAGCGAUGCGGUUUAACUUUAGACGUUGUUUUUCAUUGCAACAGGCCAUUAAAGAAAAGGAGUGCAACUGUUGUUACUGCUUCCACUAAGAAUUACAGGAAAACCUUUGUUUGUAGAAGAUUGUGUUUUCAUUUUUUUUCUGUCCUGAAUGUGUGAAUGGUGUGUUUUACAGAAGGGCUUAAUCAUGCACGCUCAAGUGAAAUUAAGAGUAACACACAGAAAUUAAACACUACUAGCUCAAGUGUCAAAGUUGUCAAAAACAAUGGAGAAAAAAAGAGUUGACUUGGUUUUGUACUGGAGUGAUUUGUUUGAUCAGUUUAGUGUUGGUACUGUAUACUGGUAUAUCUGGUUAUUCAUGAACUUAAUUUUAAUAUAAAAAAUUGUUCUUCCUGUCUAGAAAUGUAGUUGUUUUUAUAAGGUUCCAAUCAUCAUAAUUAGGUCCUUCUUUUUAAGUUAGCUUUAAGAUGAAAUAUUGUAAUACCUCUAAUCUCUGUACAGCUCUGGCAAUGCAUCUCAAUGCCUUAUUGUAUUCUACCACAUUUAAUUCGUCAAACUCAAACUAUUUUAAAUUAUAGUUAACAAACCAUUUAAUAGGAAAGAAAGAUAAUAAUGGGAUGUAUUUAUAUUUAUAUUUUUGUAUUUCUCCACAGUAUGCAUGUCUAUAAACAGAGCAAAGCAAAAUGUUGAUGCUUACCAUGAUCAUGAAUAUUAUGUUAUUAUUUUGUAGAUUAUGUAGAUCAUGUUAUCAUUUUGUAAUUUUGACUAUUAAAAGGAAAUGGAGUAAUCAUAUCUCAUUGGGUUAAGUGUGAUGCAUUGUCAAGAUCAGAUAACUUAUGUGUGUUUAAAAGAGAAAAGUAUAGCAGUACACAAAUCUGACCUACCCCAAUCAUAUUUAUCCAUCUACAGUAAUGAUCCGUAUCUGUCUACCAAAUCUACUGGCUUCCUGGAAUUGAUAUGGGGCUACAUAAUGUAUAUCAUUUUAAUGAUAAAAG